Messenger RNA from Podarcis lilfordi (Lilford's wall lizard), 15868 nucleotides. The record is from the annotation of a GenBank genome assembly. Lineage: Eukaryota; Metazoa; Chordata; Lepidosauria; Squamata; Lacertidae.
CAAAAAUGGCCGCCGCGCAGCUGUCGCUUGACGCCGUGUAAAAGAGGGCGGGUUAGUGGGAAAUGAAGUACGACUGCGCAAGUUUGAUAAGGAAGAGGGCGAAUCUGGGCCGAAGGUACAGGUACAGUUGGAGGGUAGAAGAAGGUGGGCUCUCGAUUAUUUUCCUGUUUGUAAUGAUCUGCCUGCGAAAGAGCUUUGUCAGGAUUCUCCUCUUCCCACCCACCCCCCGCCCGACUGCAGAAUGGUGUCUCCCCAUUCAUUCUGCCUUAAUUGCCUGCUCCAUAGAGCUACGCUGGGGUUGACGCGCAAGCACGAUUUACCUCCCGGUGGGCGGUUAGUUAGGUGGGCGAUGAGUUGGCCAGGAUCUCCUGCGCUUACAGGAGUUUCUGCACCGACCCUGCGAGCAAGGCGUGCGCUCCCCUCCCUGGCCUCUUGCCCAGCUGCCUUUCGGUUGAAUCAUGCCUUUCCCACUCCCCGUUUGUAACCCAGAUGAAGGCUGGAAGUGGAUUUACAAAGCCCACGAUGAGCUUAUUCAGCAGUCCGCUUGCAAGGUGUGUGUAGAUGUCCCCUUUAUGCUCCUGGAUGUGGGAGAGGGGCUGGGGCUUGGUUGCAUUUAACGACUUCAACCUUCUCCCCAAAAAGCUCUUCUCACCUGGCAACUCGAGGUGUAAUUUCCAGCAUGUUGAAAGAGGCAUUGUGGCGAAACCCAUGUCAUCUUUUCCGGCUAUUUUCUGCCUCGGUCUAAAAUUCCUUGCAAAUGCAACUGAAUCUUUCGUUUUGCUAUUACUUUCUGUGUUUUACAGCCCAACCCCUCCCAACUAGACACAAUAUAGGGUCCCUGGCUGAGAACAUAGACAAGGUACUUUGAUUGAUACGGUGCCAUCAUUGCUCAUGGUGCCUUAGAGAGUUAUAGAUGUAAAAAUAGACAUUUCCCUGCCUCCAAAGAACUUAAAACAGUCUAGAACAGACAAUGAGAAAAAUCAACUAUCAGUAAAACUUAGGAACGUCAGUCUGAUCUUUGCUUGUAAAUGCUUUCCACCCCAUUCAGUUUCCAGCAGAGGCUUGAUUAUUAAGUGUUCAAACUGUGUUAUGUGCUUUCUUCCAGCAGAAGGUCCAUGAAUCUCUGGCGGCACAGUUUAGUUUUCUAGCUCAAGCUGCUAAGCAUCUGCCGUUUUAGAUGUGGGGAAGCAUAGUUUGAUUCCCAGUAAUGUCUCGGCAACAUUUUGACUAAUGGGUGCAUAGACAGAAAAGGCUGCCUACAAUAUUAGUCAAAGCUAUGACUCUACUUUCUUGUAUGAGGACGUGGUUCCAUGUUGCUGAAACACGUCAGCUGAUGUGGCUGAAAAAGAAGCGAAACUUCCUAGUUUCAUUUUCAGGCUAAAUAGCUCUAGAAAGAUACCCUGAUACUUAUUUCCCUUAUUUUACAUUAAUAACGUAUUGGGCCCUAACUCUGAAUUUAACUAAUUUUUGAACUAAUUUGAACUAAUUUUGAACUAAUUUGAACUAAUUUUAAUCAUCUUGUUCAAGCCACAUUGCUAAAAUAUAAAUCUGAGUAAAUGUUUCUAAGAUUAACUGAGCCCACUUCUAAAUACCCAAUGUGCCACUCAGUGCAAGGAUGUAUGUGUUUCAUUUUUAGUGAUGUUACCUACUAAUGCCUUCAAGUUAAGGCAGUCACUGAACCAAUGUGCCACUGCUGCAAGAGUUCAUCCCUGCUUGUGUCAUCUCUGCAAGGUAUUGUAGUGCAAUUAUUUAUUUUUAAUUCAUUUUAAGUAGUGAUGUGCUGCUGAAAGAGGACUUGACAAUAACUACUCAUCUGGGGCAAGUUAAAACAGUGUCCAGGGCAAGAUAAACCUGUACACAUUGUUGCCUUGCAAUUCAAUAAGCAGUGCAUGGAUUGCUCCUCUUCCCUAUUCCCUUCCUGUUAUUGCAUAGGCGGGCAGAUGCCUGUGCAACACUCUCCGCAGUUGUGAUUCUGAAAAACUGGUAUUCAGAGGCACAUCGCAGCCAAUACAGGAAAUAAUAUACAGUCGUACCUUGGUUGUCGCAUGCCUUGGUACUCAUAAAUUUCAGCUCCCGAACGAUCGAAACCUAGAAGUGAGUGUUCUGGUUUUUGAACUUUUUUUGGCUGCAGGAGUUGUGCUUUGGUUUCCGAAUGUUUUGGAAGUCGAACGGACUUCUGGAACGAAUUCCAUUUGACUUCCAAGGUAUGACUGUACAGCCAUAAUGGGAUAGUAUCCAUUGACAGCCUUAUUCUCCAUGAAUUUGUUUUAUCUUUUUUACAUCUUGUGGUAGAAAAUUUCUGAAGUUUAACUAUGUGUGCUGUGAAGAAGUACUUCCAUUUAUCCUGAGCCUUUCAAACUUCAGCUUCCUUGAAUGGCCCCAAGUUCUUGUAUUAUGAUCAGUUUCAAAUAAUGGUAUGGUUUUACUCCCACACUGUGUUUUGGGAGUGGGCUAUAGGAGCCCACGUGUGCUUCCAUUAACCAUGAUGGAUUGGUGGCUAUCCUCAAACGGAACAGAUGGGGUAGCCCUCAGCUGGGCAGAUGAAACCAGUUGUGCUCUGAGAACAAAUGGGGUGUGAGAGCUGUUGAUUCAGGUGCAAUCCACUGGAUGCACUAAACAAUUUAGCACCUCAAACAUUGUGGCUUUAAAAUGUGGGAUUACAACAGAAAACACAGUAGUGAUGGGGUUGGUUUAUAGAGAUAUGCAUGCUAUAGAUAUGUUACUUUUGAGCAAGUCAUUCUGCAGCUGUUAGAUAGGAUGGUUAAACAGAACCACAGUGCUCAGAUGUAGAGGGAAGGAACGGCAAAGAGUCACUGCUGCCAUCAUGCCUUGCUCAUGAAAUUUGAUACAGUACUUGUUAUUAUUCAGUCAACAGAACACUAUUGUGGAUGCUAUUGGAAGCAAAACACAGAGUGAGAUGGACCCAAAUUAAGAGUUCAUUGUUAAUUAGAGUAGGCCUACUGAAAUAAUGGACCUAAGUAAAUUGAUUUCAUUGAAUUUACUCUCAGUAUGAUUAUUGUUGGAUAUUGGUCACUUCAACCCUUAGAUUUGUUCCCUGCCCUUUGCUCUCCUCCUCCCAUUGCUUUUGACACACAACAGCUGUUUUAUAUCUACUAUAAUGGAAGGCACACAGGUGAGACUUAUCUUCUGCCCACUAAAGCUGUAAAUGUAGGCAGCUGAAGGGCUACUUUUGGCAUUAGUGAUGGCCUUGUUUUUGAGCUGUUCAUGGAAACUAGGAGACAGCUCCAUUUUCUGCAGCUGGUGUCUCCAUGCAGGUCUGCUAGCUAUUUCUCACCUCUACACUCUCACCUGAAGCUAUGGAUACAAGCUAAUCUGGGUCUCAAGCAGACAAUGAAGAGCAUUAUAGGCAGCAUAUAAAAGCACAGUAGGCCCUCCUCUGUCUUCCUCGGCUCUGAAGGCUGCAGCCAGCUGAUGCCCUGGCUUAGUAAACCUUCUUUGCUACUGUAAGACAGCCUUAGCCUUUAAAUCCUAUUAGAAAUCUCCUUUUGAACCAGAGAGCAAAAACUGCCUGCAGCUAGAUUUUUAUUUAUUUAUUUAUUUAUUUAUUGGCCCCAAGCUAAAUGGACCUGGUUCUUUUGGAGAUAGUAGGUGGGUCAGGAAGAGGAAAUGCACUGAAUCUAAGAAACUGAACUGCACAAUUAUGUUUUCUCUCUGACAGGGGUAAUGAUGGUUCGGCUCCAUCCAAGAACUAGUAGGUGCUGGAGGGAGAGACCCUAUUGGAACUGGAGGUGAUGUGGGCAGCCCAAGGACUCUGAGUGAGCCACCAUGGGGUUCAGGCUGUUGGCUUGCCUCUUCAACCUGCCUGUUGCGGUGGUCUACGGGUCUCUGUCCCUCUUCAUUUCCAUUUUGCACAACGUCUUCCUCCUCUACUACGUGGACACCUUUGUUUCUGUAUAUAAGAUUGAUAAACUCUCCUUCUGGGUUGGAGAGGUGAGUUUUGAAUUUUUUAACAACUCACAUUUCCUCCCUGCUUUGUCAGAGCUAGAUAACUGGGUUCUGAAACAACAAAGAGGCUCGUGGCAUCUUAAAGGCUAAUAAUAGUGUAUAUUUUAUGGCACAGCUUUUGUGAAUAAGGUUCCUAAUUGUUCAUCCUCAGUUGGCAGUUGUCUCUAUCUGAAACAGUGGUAAAAAGCGAGAUUAAAUGGCAAUGAAGUGCAAAAAGUACGGUGUGUGGUGGCGAUUCUAUGUCAAACUUAAAAUCAACAAAGUGACCAUUCACAAGGGCAGUAUUUGAUCUGGAGAGCACUGGCAUAGAAAAGCUGUUGCGUAUCAGUGACCACUUCCGUUAUUGCUUGCAGAAGUCUUUAAACCGGACAUUGUUAACUACUAAAAUAAUAAUUAUGUCUGCAGCAGGAGGAUUGGAUGUUGAAGUGGUUUUAACCACAGACUGUCUCACUGGGUAUUCUGUACUUUUCCUCCAGACUGUGUUUCUGAUUUGGAACAGCCUCAACGAUCCUCUCUUUGGCUGGCUGAGUGAUCGGGCUUUCCUUAGCACGCAACAGUAAGUAGAGCUUUAUUUAUGUCCUGCAUUGAAUAUUAAAGAGUGCUGAAUUGCUAUGAAGGGUCAAGGAGACCACUGAAAGAACAUGUUUAAAUGAUUAGUUUCUUUUAACAAGCAUAUUUCUCUGGAGGCAACUCUCACAACUUUUAACCCAUUCAGUUGUACAUGUGGGCCUCGUUUUGACUAGCAGUCCGGUUGCCUUUCAUCUCGUCUCCCCUCCCUCCUUGUCUGGUACCAAUAAUGAGUUAUAUCCUUUUCCUCUUCUUGGAAAUGGUGGAUACUUGUUUUUAUUUCGCUGAAUGAUGAAUUUGCACACUGUGGUGGUGAAUUAUCCAGGUUUAGCUUCUUUGAGGAAGGGCCAGCAUUCAGAAGGUUCCAUUUUCAAUCCCUGACAUCUCUAGGAAGAACUGGGAGAGACCCUGGUCAGAAACCCUGGAGAGCCUUCCAGUCAGUGCAGACAGCACUGAGUUGGGUAGACCAAUGGUAUGAAUCAGUUUAAGGCCGUUUCCUGUGUGCACAAUGGUGCAGUAUGAGCAUUAUAAACAACAAAAGUGGGACCUACAACAGUACACUGCAGUGGAGUCUAAGCUUCCAGCCAGUCAUGCUCUUUUUAAGGAACUGCUGUUUCUCUCCCCUCUUCUGGUUUUCUACAGCAGGUAGACAGUAUACUGUGGCCCCUGAGCAUGCUCAGUCCAUACUGAGCUGUUUUGUGUCCUCACCCCCUUAAGUUUUUUUUCAUUUUUGCAAAACUUUGGAUUCUUCCAAGCCUGCUGAUGCCUCAUUCCUGUGGGUAGAUGGUACUGUUGCUAUUAUGAAGGUCCACACCUGAAGGAUGAGUUUGUGAUAUAUAUGCAUGUGUGAUGACAAUGUAGGGAAGAUGGACCAAUGUCCAGAGUGACAGAGCAAAUUGGCUUGCUAGAAUGGUUUUGAGAAACACACACACACACACACACACACACACACACACUGGUUUAAUGGGGUACAAACUUUUAGACAAUCAAAACAAAGGAAAGAGUGCUAAACAGUGAUGAAAGAGGGUAGCAGAAAGGCGAGGUGAAUGGAUAACAUAAAAGAUUGAAGAGGAGGAAAACCGCUAUGUAAUUUUAUAGUUGUGGGAGGAGGCCCAUCCAAUUUUCAUGGGCAAUGUGUUCCUUCUCUUGUAGGUCUGGAGUGGCGAUUUCCACUCCGGAAGUGGUUUUGAAGAGACUCAAGGCCCUGAGCCGCAAUGGCCCCCUCUUUGCUAUGUCAUUCCUGGCUUUCUGGAUUGCCUGGGCCACCCCAGGCCUGCAAUUCCUCAUCUGCCUCUGCCUGUAUGACAGCUUCCUCACCAUGGUGGAUCUCAACCAGAACGCUUUGCUCGCUGACCUCGCUGUGUCCGCAAAGGACAGGACCGGCCUCAAUUUCUACUCCUCACUCUUCAGUGCCAUUGGCUCUCUCUCUGUCUUCAUGUCCUAUGCUGUGUGGAACAAGGAGGACUUCUUCUCCUUCCGGAUAUUUUGUGUGGUGCUGGCUUUUGGCUCGGCAGUUGGUUUUACCCUGGCCACAUGGCUCCUGAGGCAGAGGUUUCAGACUGAGGGACACGUGAAGUGGGAUGAAAACGCAGCUUUGAAAGAGUGAGUGGCGCCGGGUUCUAUAAUAACCAUUCUCCUUUUAAAUAUGCUGUCCAAUGAGCAUAGUGUAUCGCUUGUAGGCCAACAGCGGACACUUUAACACGCUGCAAGGUUCUUUGAAACAGCAGGCACAAACAUUCCCAAGUUCAGGGAGAGUAAUAUGUGUGCAGUUUGAUUAAAAAAUGAAGCAUGCAUUUGGGCUUCUUGAUCCAUGGUUGAUGGGAGGGCAAGGAAGCCAUGCCUUCCUAGUGUGAUGGAGAGCUUUUACACAGUGAAUUAACUACCUACAUGUGACCAUGGCCUCAGUACCUGGGCUAAUGGGAUUUUACACUUGACUCUCUGGAUGUGACUAGCUGGCAUAAGCAGCAGGGUCUAGCUGGCAAGUGGGUGCACAGUAGGCCUGUCUUCUGGAGAUACCUUGCUUCUUGUUCCUUUCCUCUAUCAAGGUUAGGAGCAGUGCCUACUUAGUACUAGCCGUGGUCUUGUUGUCUUUUUAAAAAUUGUGCUUUCAAAAUCUCUCUCCCUCUGUGUGUAUUUUGCAAAGUGAUUUUGCUUUUAGAAAGGCAGGAUAAACAACGCAUAUAAUCAGUGCUUUUUUUCUGGGGGUACGCAUACCCCUAAACAUUUGAUGAAUCUUUGUACUUUUGUCCAUUUACUGUAUUUAUUUUUCCCGAUUUGAACUAUAAAAUGGUGAUUUUCUUGAGUCAAAAUGAGAGUACCCCUAAACAUUUUUCAAGGAAAAAAAGCACUGCAAUAGAUGCUAAUUCAAUAGAUGCUAAGGCCCAGGUGGUCUACAGUACCUCAUAUGAUAGUGAUAGCUGAGUGCCAGUCUUUGCCCUUGCUCUGCCUCCCUUUCUAUGAAAGUGUUAGCUUCAGUAUUCUGAGAUGCAGAAGGAUGAAAGAAGAUAUUAGUAUCCACAGUGUGUAUAGAUCUCACCACUGAAUGUCCAAUGCUGGUAGCAAAAAACUGGGGCAAAAUACUGUAUUGAACAGUCUGUCGAAAUGAUUUUCCAAAUGUUUCUCUGUAAAAAAAAUAUGGUUCUGGCCUUCUGUGCUGGAGUUAAUUCAGUGAUACUAGUUAACCCCUAGUAGUUUUAUCCUAGUCAAUUUUUAAUCAAGCAUAAAUUGUAUUUUUAUUGCCUUUUGAUUUUGUAAACUAGUUCAAAACAUAUUCUGUGAAAAAGACAAAGGCAGACUUCUCUGGUAAGAACAUUAAGAACACAGUGUGAUGGUUGUUGUUAUUACAGAAUCUAAAUUGGCUGCGCAAUAACAUAUUGCGUCAUUUGCAUUCUGCCAUUUCAAGGAGCUCAUUUGUGACUGCCUUGGGACUAUCCUGUAUUAUCUUUUCAAAAGCUCUGUAAGACUGAAUACAGAUUUGAACUUGGCACUUUACCCAUCACUUGAUACUGACUGAAAUGUGCCCAUUUGUUCCUCCAGACUGUAUAUUGACCAUCCAUCUGUGCAACAAGAGAAGAGAAUCACUCUGGCCGAGUACCUCAAGCAGCUCUCUCGACACCGCAACUUUCUCUGGUUUGUCUCUAUGAACCUGAUCCAGGUAGGUGUAGCAUGGGCUCACCUAUCAGAGUCCAGGUGGCCUCCCGCAUGACAGAAUAAAUCUUUCUUGCUCCUGAGGCCAACCUCCUGCCUAUUGUAGCCAAUAAAUAUUUGGCGAGGUGUGGAUUAGAAUGUGACACUGAUCUGGAUUUUUGUAGAAUGAAUUUCACAGGUCAGUCUGCAGCUGAUGCACAGGCUUUAUCAAAAUAGCCUUUGAUUUCCUGCACAGGCUCAAAGAAGGGCUUGCAUGAUGCAUGUCUGUGAUAAGAAUCUGUGUUCUCAGGAAAAUCCUUCCCUCUCCCACAGCAAAUCAAGGCCUUCUGUUUGAGGAACAGAGCUGGAGCCAGCCUUUCAGUGGCUAUAGCACAGGGGCAAACAAAGGCUCUCUCUUCACCCCUCAUCGCUGUCGCUUGGUUGCAUGAGGACAGUCCAGAAGGCUAUUGGCAUCAGCCCUCCUCUUGCCUCCAGGCAGAUGCUGAUAUAGAUACAGCCAUCCUAUGGUGUGGCACAAAUGGGAUGAGGGGAAAUCAGCUGCUUCUGCACCUUAAAUGAUUGGAGCACAGCCUUUCAGGGUAAUUUUGAGAGAGUGUGAUGUCAAAGCAGAGCCCACGAGAGAGCAUUCCCAUCACUCCCCUCCCCCCCACUGCCUCCCUGUGUCAUAGUUAUUCUCUUCCUGUGCUCCUCCUAGAGAUUGUUGUGCACUCUGAGCGUCUUGGCACAACACCUCCAUUUACCUCCCCACAUGGCAUGUUUGGUGUGGCUGGAAUGAAGAUUCCUGUUUUAUGGUUUGAUACAUUACGUACUCUUCUAAUUGCCAUUUUUAGAGGUCUGACAAAUGUCGUCUUUUGUAGGUUUUUCACUGCCACUUUAACAGCAACUUCUUUCCCCUCUUCCUGGAGCACCUGCUGUCUGAUCGUAUCUCACUCUCCAUGGGAUCAUUUCUGCUUGGUGAGUCCAAGGUUGGGCAUAGGAGGGAAUGGAGGCUUGAUUUCUAGAAAUGGACUAGAGAGAUCUGCCUAGAAACUGGUGGGGAUUUGGAUGGGGAGGAUUUAUCCAGAUUCAGAUAAAUGCAGCUUCUGUGAAAGAAGGAUGAAAACUUGUUGCUGGAUCUGCCUCUAGUGUGUUGGUUAGGGAAAUCUUAAGCAAUGCUAACCAGGAUUAUUUUACUCCUUGUGUGAGACUAGAUCAGCCUUGGCUAACCUGGUACUCUCCAGAUGUUUUGAACUACAGCUGGGAGUUGCAGUCCAAAGAAGGAGGGCACAAAGUUUUUGAAGGCUGGGCUAGACAGAUGGUCUCAAAUGAAAUUUUAUUGUUUCCAACAGAAUGCAAGUUUGUUUAUCGCUGGUUGCCUGCAUUGAUACUUCGUUUGUUCCUUGUGACAAUAAUGAGCCAUAGCUGAAUGCUUGCUUUCUUUGAACCCAUUUGGUUUUUCUCCUUAGGAGUUUCCUACGUGGCUCCUCAUCUCAACAACCUCUACUUCCUGUCUCUCUGCCAGAGGUGGGGGGUAUAUGCAGUGGUGCGAGGGCUCUUCUUCCUGAAGCUGUUGCUCGGUGUGAUUAUGCUCCUUGCUGGACCAGAUUGGAUCUACCUGCUCUGCUUCUUCAUAGCCAGGUACCCCACUCUCCUAAGGCCCUGGGGAACUGGCCUGGGUAUGAACAACAGGCCAUGUCCAUGGCAUUGGGGUAGUUGAUUAAGCAUGUAUUAUGAGUCAUAGAGCCAAAGCUAGACUCUAGACAGGAAUAGCCAAUUCCCUCCAGAUGUUCUUGGUCCACAUCUCCCAUCAGACCCAACCAUAAAGGCCCAACGGUCAGGGAUGGUGAGAAUUGUCAUUUUUGGAACAUGCUUUUGUGUGUUCUGUACUCCACCUUGAUAGCUUUCUACUAUGAAACUAUCUAAAUAAAGAUUUUAAAAAAUUAUAGCCCAUCAACAUCUAGGGCUGGACUAGUUCAACAUCCUGCUGAACUGUAAAUUCUUGGCCGUGUGCUCAGCUGUUUAUAUCUGCUGAGAAUAUGUCUGUUCUCAGGAUCAUCCAGAGAGGCAACAGGUGAGUCCUUUAUCUUCAGACGGGGUGAGGUGUUAGUUAUAUGCAUGGGCACAUGGGAAUUAAGAUCCUUAAAAACUCAAUGUUUGUUGGUUUUUAAAUAAAAAUCCAGCUUUCGUGAAUUUGGGGGAUGGACUUUUUAAAAAUGUGCUAAUCUAGCUAAGGGUUGCUUGUGGUGAAAACCCAUGUGAUCCAAGGCAGGACCUUUUUCCAUUUGUUUUGUACUACCUCCUUGUAGGUCAUACCCCCAAGUAUGUAAAUAGUAAGUUUUUCUGGUUCUUCUGUAUAUAUUUUGUUUCUCUGCAACCCUUUCAGAGUCCACAGUGCCCCUGUCUGCUGUUAACCUUCCUGUUCUUCUCUUCUCCCCAGCAACCGCGUGUUCACGGAAGGGACCUGUAAGCUGCUGAACUUGGUGGUCACCGACCUGGUAGAUGAAGACUUGGUGCUGAAUCGAAGGCAGCAGGCUGCCUCGGCCCUCUUGUUUGGCAUGGUUGCCUUGGUAACCAAACCAGGCCAGACCUUUGCCCCCUUGAUUGGCACCUGGCUCCUGUGUGCUUAUACAGGUAGGUGAUAGGCUGGGCACAUGGCUGAGCAGUGGAAUGGGAAUUGAGACGACAACAAUUGAUGGUUUCUCUGACUUCAGAGUGGAGGAUAAUUGUUAAUAAUAUAGGGGAGGAUGUUCAUUUGGGACUCCCUACCCCUGCAGGAUAUUUCUUGGGUGUAGCUUGUACAAUCUGUACCCCAUCCUGACAUGUUAUGUCCCUGCUCAGGACACACUGUUCAAGGGUUCAGUUGCUGGAACAUGAACUUACCAUUAAGGAAGACUGUCUCUCCACAGUGGAAUGUUCAGUAUUUGCUCUGUCUCCAGGGGAGCGCCUAGUGAGCUUGCUACUUGAAGCUGCAGGCUAGGGUGCUUAGUUGUGCACAGAUCCUAGUUCCUCAGUACAUAUAAAGAGCCAAAGGCCCAUCUAGUCCAGCUUUCUGCUCUCUCAGUGGCCAGCCAGAUGCCCGUGGGAAGCCUGCAAGCAGGACCUGAGCACAACAGUGCUCUUCCCGGUUGUGAUUCCCAGCAUCUGGCACUCACUCAAACAUAACCAUCAUGGCUAGCAGCUAUUGAUCUAAUUCUCUUUUAAAGCCAUUGAAGUUGGUGGCCAUCAUUGUCUCCUGCGGGAGCAAAUCCUACAUUUUGACUGUGAAGAGGUAUUUCCUUGUCUGUCCUGAAUCUUCCAAUAUUUAGCUCCAUUGGACGGCCCAGAGUUCAAUUUUUAGUAUAUGUGCUGCCGAAGCGAGCACUGGACGGCCCAGAGUUCAAGUAACAGGUGGGAGAAAAACCUUUCUGUGUCCACUUUCUCCACACCAUGCCUCCUUUUCACAGAAUCAUAGAAUUGUAGAGUUGGAAGGCACCACAAAAGUCAUCUAGUCCAACCCUUCAGUGCGGGAAUCAUUUGCCCAACGUGGAGCGCGAACCAGGACCCUCAGGUUCAGAGUCUCAUGCUUUACCUCUACCAUGUCCCCUCUUACUCCCUUUUCUCUAAAUUAAAAAGCCACAAACAUUGCAACUUUUCCUCAUAGGGGAGUUGCCCCAUUCCCCUGAUGGUUGGCUGCCUUUUUCAGAACCUUUUCUAGGUGCCUUUUGACUACAGUUUCAAGGGAAAGGAUGGUGUGGUGUGGUGGGGUGGGAUGGGAUGGGAUUUCCACCUCAUGUUUCAAGGAUGGAGCCCUCCCUCCAAGCAAACUCUCCUAAGCAGCCAAGAAAACGUCGUUCUUGGGGAAAGGUGCUGCCUUCUCCCUUUAACAAGGAAAGUUCACAAAGAUUGCUGCUUCCAGUGAAUGGAAAGGAGGCGCCUGGAUUUGCGGCUAGCGUAAUAGAGGGAAGAAAUGAAGAAGAGGUUUCAAGUAGAAAUCACAGUGUCUCUUUUGCAUGAUCAACAGCUAGAUUGAAACUGGACGCUCUCAACACUCAUAAUGUCAACAAGUCCACAUUCAGCUUACUCAGCAAUUUAUGUUCCAGGUUACGACAUUUUCCAGCGGGAUGCCCUGAGCAAUAUCGUGAGUGCCCAGCCCAAGUUGGCUUCCAACACAGCCUGGGAACCGACACUGCGCCAGGGCUGCUUCUACCUCCUUGUUUUUGUCCCCAUCACAUGUGCAUUGCUGCAGCUCCUCAGCUGGUCACAAUUCACCCUGCAUGGGAGGCACCUCCAGAGAGUGAAAGCUCAGCGCCAGACUUUCACGGAAAGUCAGUCCCAAGAAAUCAAGACCAUUUAAUUUUCCCGUGUAUCAGCAGAAAAUGUCACUGAUCGUUCUGGACUUCUGCAGAAUCAACUCAACAAGGCGUGGGUAGAAGAAAAAGGGCAACUGAUACUCUUCUUGGUUAAAGUUGGUGAGUGGAAGCUUUUGAGUUGGCGCUGCCGUUACCUGGUUUUCAGCGUCACUUAAAAAUGCACCUCCUUACGCAAACUUUUGGAGGAAAUUGAUUCAGCAAGGCCACAUGUAAUUGAUGAAGGUCACAGGCAGUAUUGAUAUGGUUUGGUUUCUAGUUACUAAUGGUUUGGUUCUUUUUUCCCCCUUUAUAUAAUUUUCUUUAUAUAAAUAUACAAAAGUUAAACACUCUUCCUUGCAUUUGGCAGGUCCAUGCCUCUUUCUCCAGCACACGGCAGCAGAUACAGAUGUUGCCCUCUCUGAUCUCCCAAAUCCUCCUUGGCUUGCAGCUCCAAUAUUCUCUGGCUUUGGCUCUUGCUGGUCUCUUGCAGCAGCUACAACUGCUCCACCAGCUGCUUCUCCCUCUCAUGGCUCUCUUGGAGCUUCUGGGCCGAGGUCUUGGCCUCCUCACGCAGCUGCCAGUUGAGGGCCCUGACAUUCUUUAGCUCCUCGUCUAGGUUGUCCUCCCUCUUGUGGCUGGUCAGGUCCGCAUCUGCUCACUCAGCUUAUUGUUGACUCCCUCCAUCUUGUUCUCCUUCUCUUGGAGCUCCUGGGCCAAGGCCUUGUCCUUGUCCUUCAGCAGCUUCAGCUCCUCCCCCUCCUGUCUGUCUAUGUUUUGUUGCUCCUUUUCAAUAGUUAGGCACUGGUUCUGCUCCUUAUAAUUUUGUACUUGGGCCUUAGGGUCCCUAGAGGCCCGCUUCUUCUCACCCCCGCCAGCACCAGCAGGAACAGCAGCUGACUUAGGGGCUGCCGCAGCUGCCGUCCCACGGGAUCCUUUGUCAUUGACAACUCUGAUUCUCUUAUUUUGCUGUAAUUGUUCUAAAUUUUAAAACACAGUAUCAUAGGCAGUAACCAAGUCCAGCAAAGUUUAUGGUUUGCAGCUAAAGCACUUCCAUAGUCUUUCAGCCUGUAUGGCUGAUAGUCCUUUUUGACCAAAGCUUCGCAAUAAGCCGUAUUUUUUGCUCCAUAAGACGCACCUGACCAUAAGACGCACCUAGUUUUUAGAGGAGGAAAACAAGAAAAAAAUAUUCUGAACGAGACAGUGGAUGUAUGAUUUUUGUGGUUCAUGCUGUGGCCACAGACAUGAUAUGUGAUCUGAUGGUGAAUUUGGGGUGACCCAAUGCAAAAAUCCUGAGGAUCCUUGUGGAUCCGUGCUUUGUAACCACAUUUUUGUGCCAUUGCGGCCCCACGAAACAGUGGAUGCGUGAUUUCUUUGGUGCAGGCUAUAGCCAUGGACAUGCUAUGUGAUUUGAUGGUGAAUUUGGGGUGACCCAAUGCAAAAAUCCUGAGGAUCCAUGCUUUUACCUCCCCCCUUCCAAGCAGCCUCCUUUAUCGCUAGCGUCCCUUAUCUCCCUCCUGAUCGCUUGCUGAUCAGUUGCUCAGCGGCUUCGUUUCAACACCCCCUUCCCUCUUGUUUGCCUUAGCGUCUUUUCCUUAGCUGGAGCAGUUUUUUGCUCCUCCUUUUCUUCUAAUUUCUCUCCUCAUUGCUUGUUUUAGUAUUCCUGUCUCCUCUACUUGCAAGUUCGCUGUCUUUACCUCCCCCCUUUACCUGCACCCUAUCUCCCUCCCGAUCGCUUGCCGAUCAACUGCUCAGCGGCUUCCUUUCAACACCCCCUUUCAACACUUUUCAACACAAUCUGCUUUUUGCCCCUGGGCAAUUCGGCUCCAGGGACCACACAUUCGCUCCAUAAGAUGCAGACAUUUCCCCUUACUUUUUAGGAGAAAAAAAGUGCGUCUUAUGGAGCGAAAAAUAUGGCACCUCCUGGAGUGUCCCCCGCCCCCAAGGCAGGACUGUGUAGGAUCCACCUUGAAGAGGUCAUGAGAGUGUUAAAAGCUUGCAUCUGCUAUCUUCAGCCAAAGUUGGUCCAGAAAAAGUCAUCACCUUGCCUUAAAAAAGAAAAAAGAAAAUUCUUAAUAUUGACUUGCUGAUCAUGUUUAUUUUUAUUCAUUCCAGAGGAAGUCACUGGGAAGCUAAGUAGUCAGGUAAAGAUUCUGUAUAUUACUAACAAGUUGAUGGGGAAACAUUGAGUAAACUAGGAGUAUCCUGGUACUUGUAUCCUAACCUCUUGGGAACUGCAUACAUAGAGCCUUGGCUCUGAUUUGGGUGCUAGAUAGUAGGGUUGAUACUUUCAUCCUUCCCCUCUGCACUGGAUUUGAUUGUUCGGCAUACCUCGCUCCCUGCACCCAUCCUAUCAGGGCAUAGUUGAACUGUGAAAGCCAGAAUCUCUUCAAAAUGUGACUUGAUUCCUUCCAGAAGACAUCUGGGUACUCCACUUAUAGUACAUGCUCACUCUGUGGGGAAACAGCACUCUUCCUUCUCGGAAUUUAUCCUUUUCAAGAAAACAAGUGUGCCUGUUCUUACACUAUCGCAGCCAUGGCAGGAUUUGUGCUGAAAGCGGGGGGCGUCUGUGAGGUGGAUGCAGAGCUGUGUCACCAGAAGCUUGGAGGUAUACCUGGCCACCAAGUUUUGACGUCACAAUGGGAUCAACCUUGAAUGAAGCUGUUCCAAGCUGUUUUAGAAUGAAUUUCUAAAAUUUCCCCAAGUCCUGUCCCCCUGGUCAGCAUGGCCUGUGGUCAGGGAUGAUGGGAGCUGUGGUCAAGCAUCAUCUGGGGGGAGGACACAAUUUCCCCAUCCCUUCGCUUGGAUGAAAGACCAGCCUCCUUUGUCAGGAGACACUCAUCCUAGUUUUUCUGUGGGACCAGAUAUUUUUUAAGAUUGUAGCUAUUAUACUUACCAGCACAGGAAUCUCCAAGGGCAACUUGAGGCUUAUACUGGAGGUACUAGUCAUUGUCGUCCCUUUCCUCCUCAUGAGCAAAGCAAUUUGGAGUUACGCUAGUCCCUACAGAAUUGACUUAAGUGGACAAGACCUUGGAGAGUGGUACUAUGCACGUGGCUGAGGGGGGGAAAUGAUGCCUUUUCUGAAGAAAUGUCCUGCCCUGGAGGAGAGUUGACAGUUGCAAAACCAAGCUUGGCUGCAGAGUAUCAGUCACAGGAAGUGGCCCAUCACCUAAUGACAAAAAGAUUUACUAGACUGUAGAUUACGGCCAAGACAGGGAGGAGAGACUUCCUCCCUCAGGCUCCUAGAGGUAGCAAGUACCUCACUCCUCAUAUUGCCUCUACAACCUAGGAAGGGCAAGCAGAAUUUCCUCAGGACUGUUCUGCUCUUUCCACAACUCUCUUUUUCUGAUGACUCACCUCUGAGGGAAGCUAGGGGAAUGCCAGGCUUCCCUGAAGUUAUUCCAGAGCUGAAUCUUCUUGAGUCUCUGAGGGAUUGAGAAUCACAUCCUGCCUUCAUCAAGCAGUGAAGGAGGAAGGCAGCUGGCUGUGUGAAUCAGGGUUCAAGGCCUGUGACCCCCGAGUUCAAUAGCUGCCUUCACUGGAAUAUCCCUCUGCUCUUGGUCCGAGACCCUUCUGGCCACCGUUGUAGAAAACGGAAGAAUCCAGAUCUCCUUGGGACCAAAUUGCAUCCUUCUCUUUGUGUGCUGAAGCAGGUGGCACUUGGAGGGGGUGGGGAAGCGUUCUCAAGUUUCUACAGGCAGUAGCUCAGCCAGCCACUGUAAUUGCCAUUUCCCCUCUCAAUUUGUGAGAGCAGUGAUGAUGAGAAAAUGUUUACAGUAUCACUUUUGUAUCACUCGAUGGCUACAUUCUAAUUUAUUUCUCUAAUUUAACAAGCCAAGUGCGUCAAAACUUAUUUCAUUAAAGUGUCUUUCUUUUUAAAGCUA